AUGAAUAAUUACAAUAACUUUAAUAUAGCUGUUUCACAAGCAUUGCCAGUCCAAAAAACAAACUACCACAGACUACAAGAGAAGAAUUCAGCAUUUGGAUCUAUCAAAUUUAUCCUGGAAUGCUGUCAGAAACUAGAAUUAAAGCCAUCAACAUUCGCGCAUGCAGCAUCUAUAUUUCAUCGAGUUUAUGACAAUCUAGGUCGUGUAGAUUAUGAUAAAUUUGCAAUAGCAACAGCAUCAAUAUUUCUAGCAACGAAAGUUAAUGAAGAUCCAAUAAGGCUGAAAGACCUGAUUAAUGUCUCGCAAGUGACUCUCAAUCGACAGGAUGCAAUGAAUGAGAUGACAAAUAAUUCAUGGAUUCUGUCAAUUCGUGAUACAAUCGUUCAAUGUGAGAUGUUCAUUAUGCGAGUCCUGAAUUUCUCGCCAUUCACACAACUUCCACAUCCAUUUCUACUGAAUUAUAUUAAUACACUUGAGAAUUGGCUCCCUAAAGAAUGGCUGUCUAUAACACCUCUAUCAAAAUGUGCUAUGUCAUUACUACAAGAUUUCUAUUACAGCACAAAAAUCAUCAAAUAUAGCGCAGAACAAGUAGCUACAGCAAUUCUAGUCUUAACGUUUCAAAUCUACGGUAUUAAAAUUCCCUUAAUUGAUGACUUUGACAAUUGGUAUAAGCUCUUCAGUCCAGACAUGAAGGUUGAGCUGGUGUGGGAAAUAAUUGAAGAAGUUUUAAAAGUAUUUGAAAUCGAAGAGAAUUUAAAAGAUUUUUUGUAA
Molecule: messenger RNA, 771 nt
Organism: Chironomus riparius
Lineage: Eukaryota; Metazoa; Arthropoda; Insecta; Diptera; Chironomidae
Source: the annotation of a GenBank genome assembly